Lytechinus variegatus (green sea urchin) is the source of this 5423-nucleotide messenger RNA. RefSeq lists its product as uncharacterized. The transcript is spliced from 8 exons. The record is from RefSeq and is a predicted model, not a curated record. NCBI's taxonomy places the organism in Eukaryota, Metazoa, Echinodermata, Echinoidea, Temnopleuroida, Toxopneustidae. Bases 117 to 1268 code for a protein of 383 amino acids.
ACCGUUACACACUACACAGGGUCAGGGAAGCCGCCAGCCGGGAGCCUAUACAGCAACAGUGCGGCAGUGUACCUCAAUCAGCUCGGGUCAGCAGAGCGGAGCGGCAUUAACAAGCGAUGGAAGGGCGUGGAUACCUGAGUGAAAAGCUGCUUGUGCAGCUCUUUCUAAUCCUUGGAGCAUUUUUUAAUGUAGCUUUGUGUACAUUGCAAGAUGAAAUUAGUAGUGACUCCCUUGAAGUCAGAUUUGAUGAAAUCUAUGACAUUGAUAAUUGGGACCAGGACAUGACUGUUGGAUUUACAUCAUCAGUAACUGCAAGUGUGAACAACUAUUGUAUGGAUUCAAGUAACUUUGCCUCCUGUCAGAUAUCUGCAUACAAUGACCCCUUUACCGUUGUACUCUCUGCAAAUUCUCCUGAGUAUUUCAAUGGGGACAUCAAAAUGACCUUUUACGUAAGGAUUCCUGAGGCCGACAGGGCUUCUGACGCCGCCAUGGAGUAUGUCGUUCCUAAAGCCACAGUUGCAACCAUUGUGGAGGAGAAUGCAGCAGACAUCAACAAUGCCACUGGCCAGGCACUUGUGUUCAUCGGUGACAAGCGCAUCAUUGCGCUGGACACCGGCCUUGACAAAAUCAUGAUCCCGAUCGUCUGCGUGCUCUUUGUCCUUGUUGUGCUCCUGGCCGUCUGUCUGACCUGCAUGCAGUCGCGUGGGGAGAAGAAGAUCCAAGAGCAGAGACAAAAGCAGUUUGGAUCCAAGGGAGAUGAAGGGAUCACUCUCACAGCCGUCAAGAGCGGUGGAUACAGCAGCGAAGAUAACAAUGCGAAACAAGCCGACACCACCACAACUGCAACAACCACCAAGAGAUUCCGACGACAAAAGAAGCUCAAAGAAGGACGAGAAGCUCGAGCCCAUACCCCAGUCCAGGUCCAACCAGAAGUCCAGUCCAGCGCCAACGGUACCACAACCCCCAUUGAGGUCAAGCCCGCGAAACAGCUAGACAACUUCUCAUCGAACAACUCCAAUGACCUCUUCCAGCAAAGAGGGUCAAGACAUGCUAUCGAGUUGCCCCCGCUUGUGACAUCAAGCACGCCGAGGACAAUGUCCCUCGAUGGCAGCGAUUCGGAUGACAAGGAUAGGAAAAAAGAUAAGAGGAAGAAGAAGCAUCAUCGUAAGCUCAGUAAGCAAGCCCUGGUCGAUGCUAUUGACAAGGAUGAUGACCAGGGGGAUGAUAAAUCACUUGCAACACUCUCUGAAAAUAAUCAAGGGUCGUAGGUCAAUCAAUUGCCCUCUACCUUUACCCUCUUUUAAUAUUGGGGUCAGUAUUAUUAACUGUGCUUUGGAACUUUUAAACCGUCCAGGUUAUCGCUGAAAGGGUGAUUUAGAGAGAACUAUAAAGGAGAUAGUGAAUUUCUGGCUGUCAUUGGUGAAAUCUAGGCUCUCGUCAAAAUGGAGACCCAGAUUUAAAGAUAUUUUUUAUAAUGUAACAUUGGCAUCAUUCCUAAAGGUCAGCUUAGAUCUUUGGAUAAUAUGUUUUUAUAGCCAUGUUUGGUUUUAAAGAAGUUUCACAGCUAUCAAAGGAUGCUGAUAGAUGCCAAAUAGCAGUCCCGAUAACGCCAUAUUGUAGGUGGGUUUCUCCUGCAUAGUGCUAUCUCAAAUACACAUUUGCCGAAAGCUCGCCUUUGUUUCCUGUACUUUUCCAUCCUUGUAAUGUGGACAACUUGGUGAGCAAUCUGUGACAUCUCUCUAAAAAUAGUACUCACAAUUAACAACAUAUCUUCUGAUGAUGCCAGGGGCCGUCACUAACUUAGGCUUAGUGAUUGAUCUCGGGGCUGGUUUUUAUGAUUGAUUGCAUAGAUUAUUCUGUAUGAUCAGGGCCCCGUCUUACAAAGAGUUACGAUUGAUCCAAUCAAUCAAUCACAACUAUGGAAAGCCAGCAACGUCAACAUCUAAACUACAUGAUUGUUUAAAAUAUUUUCCAGUUAUGAUGUAUAUUCAUAUUUUUAUAGAAAUUUCAGUGAGCUUCUCUUUAUUUACAAAGGACAUUGUUCUUAUUAUCUGAAGAAAAAGAAUUCCAUAUUGAUUGGAUCAAUUUUAACUCUUUGUAAGACGGGGCCAAGUUGUAAUAAAAAAGCCCCACCCUCAAUCUCCAAGCUUGAUGUCAAGGGGUCUAACUGUGCCAAAGAUAUUUCCUCAAGUUGUCCUCAAGGGGUGGUGUACGUUUGCUGUGAUGAUUUUGCGACAAUGAGCUUACGAUGAUGAACCACAGCCAGAGUGCGUCGAAGGCUGUAUUUCAUGUGGUAAGAAAUGCCUGAAGACACAACAAUCAAUGUAUUGUCUUUCAAAAAGCUGAAGGAUUUUCUGCAUAACAUCAAUGGGGUUUAUAGGAUUCCUAUCUCAAGUUCUAGUGAGUAUUGGUUUGCUCGCCAGAACCCAGUCUCAAUUUGCUGCAAAAAUGGAGUCGAUGAUGUGGUCCUGUUCAUAGACAAGGUCACCAUUGUAUGUACCAAAGAUAUGGCAAACUUGACUCCUGGCUCUUAUACAAAUUUGACCUUUUACGAGACACUAGGCUUAUCAUCCCAUUGACGUUAUGCAUUUAUACACUAGUCUAGAAGAUGAAAAAUUCAGGUUCAUUUCUUCUCACAUGCAUUAUUCUUCUUAUCUAUAUAUCCGUCCAGAAUUGUUUGUUGGGAAGUUGUCAAUGACAAGACUAAUUCCUAUUUUUGUAAAUUAAAUGUUUUAAGGAUUGCAAAUUCAAGUAAAAAAAAUGCAAAAAUGUCCAAUAUGGACCAUAAAAAGAUGCUUUAAAUAGGUACUUUACACUAUAAAAAGCAAGAAAACUGUCAACUUGUUUUAUGUUGUUUAGUGAUGUCUACAGGCACGGGUAUGUUAAACUGUACUUUAAAAGAAAAAAAUGAAAAUAACUUCUCGUUCUCCUUUCUGUGAAAGGUCAAAGAAAACCGUAAUGGGGAAUCAUGUACAUACAUGUAGGUGGAUAUAGUUAUUAAAAAUCUAAAUUUCAUAUUAUUUGUGUCUACUGCCCAAUAUUAAGAUUAAAAUGAUCAGUGUUUUGAAUUUGCAUCAUUCUGUUGUGAAGUCCAGUGUCCAAUUCAGUGGUAAUCUAUUCUUAAUGUCUCAUCUGGCAAAGUUCAAACCUUGUAGCUCUAUUUAAGGUACAUGUACUUGAGCCAUGUUUUGCCACAACAGCCUGUAUCACAAAGCGUAGGGAUUGAUCGUAGAGUCGAUUUGUACAAUUGAUUGCAUGUAAUGAUCAAUUAAAUCAGCCUUAUGAUCAAUUUCAUGUACCUAAAUUAACCUUUGUGGAAGGGUUCCAUGACAUUUGCUCCAGCGACAAUUGCUCCAACGGAAAAUCUGCAUGUUAAACCCAAACAUAAUCUAACCUACAAAACUAAAUAAACCAGAAUCCUUAUCUUUACAUUAUUCUGAAACAUUAUUCUCUUACAAUCCUUUCUCAAACCCUCUGCCCUCUGAUAUAUUAAGACCGCCGGAGCAAAUGUGUUACCUGUGAAAGUGGUGAUUUUGGGCCUGGAACCUUGAGCAAUUCUUUACCACUUACUGUAUUAAAACCUGAAUCUAGCUGAAAGUGUCGUCUGGUCCAUUGUUUCAUAGCAGAAAAAAAUAUUCAUGAUUUUGUUUGAACUCAUCAAUACCAAAUAUUGGGUGUGCUUACUUAAAAUUUUUUCUAAGAUUGCUAAACAUGGUGGUGGUUGGUACGUGUAGAAACUGUCAUCAAAUUGGUGUUUGGAAUAAUUGAGAAUUUUUUUUUAAAUAAAUGUAAUUAGAAACUCUUGAAGGAAAAAUGAGCAGUUUGAAUGAUAUUGACCAGUCCGUGAGGAUAUUGUUUAUAACAGUUGGAAAUUGGCAUAAUAUGAAUAUAUGUGCCUGUGAUUCCUCUUCACAGUAAUAUGAGACAGUGAUAUAGUAUUAAUAUUCAAGUAAUUAUAUAAAUCAAUAGUACUACACUUAUGCCAUCAUGAAUGUUCAUAUCUUCACUUGAAGCUCAAGCACUUUAUCAAAUUAUUCUGAAGUACUUCAAUAACCUCUUUCCAUGAAACUAAUGAAAAGGUUAUCAUAUCAAGUACUACUACAAGUGUCUCAGCUUUCAGGUUAAACCCUGAUUUUGGAUUCUGGAAAAUCCACAAUUUACAGUACAUGUGGAUAUUCAUGCACAUGUACUGUACAGUUUAACUCUUUGUAUAAUAUCUUCAUAUUUAUAUUUACCAGCAAUAAAUGAUUUGUUGAAAACAUUAUGUAAUGAUCACAAUAGCAUGCAUGUUGAAUCAUUGUAGCAUUUAAUGAGUAAAUGUUUGUGCAUGUUAAACUAAUGUACCAUGAAUAUAACAGAUACCCAAAUUUAAAUUGAGCAUGGUUUUACAAUUACUUGCAGUAUGUACGUGUUUAGGUAACUAGAAAUAGAGUAUGUCUUUCAUUGUUUUAAUAUCUAUUUAAAAAGAUCACUUCUAGAAAAAAUUAGUUUUUGAUGUGACCUUAGAUUGAGUAUAAAGGUAUUGGAUCUGUUUGUUCUCUCGGAAUACCAUAAACAUCUUACCAAUAUUGCUAUUAUUUGUUUGAAAUUUGAAAUAUGAGAAGAAAACAAGAGUAUCAUGGAGGAAACAUCUUAAAUAUAAAAAAAAUGGGUAUAUAUUUCGAAAUGUAAUAUGGAAACAUGGGUAUAGGUUUGUGCUAAUACAUUGAAAUAACAUUUAUCUAUUUGAAAAAGUCUCUUAAAAUGUCAUUUAUAUAUUCCCAUCACAUUCGUUUGUAGUAUGGAAUGUGCUGCAUUAAUUAGUUCAUUUUGUUUUGUAUUCUUACAAGGCUUAUCAAUAUUUGCUAAAGUAAUGGAAGUAUCAUAAAUGCAGUAUCACUACCUUAAUAAUAACCUGUAUUCUGGACCAAAAUGAAUCUUAAUGCAAUAAGGAAAAUUUUAAAAAGACAAUUAUUGUAUUUUUGAAGUGUGAUUCGGGAUGCCUUUUCAUUUUUAGCCCUAUGGAGAAAAGUAUAUACAUGUACUUAUCACAUUGUGCAAUUAGACAUUUGACCAAUAUUGUUUUUGCUGUGUAUAUUAUAACAAGAUAUAUGUAUAUCUUUAUGAUUUCAUUUUUCAAAGAAAGUAAUGGCAGAUAGAAAUUUUGCUUUGUAUUAAAUUUUUGUCCAGUUUAUAUCUAUCAUUUCACUUUUCAAAGAAAGUGCAGUUACAUUGACAUAUUGUACUGUACAAGAAAGUCUCAUCCAGAGAAUCAUUAAUUUGUAAAACUUUUCAAAUUCAUGGGGUUUUUUGUUAUGUUUUUUAAAUUGUAUUUAACUUUCUAUGGGAUACAAGAUGUAUGACUUCACAUUAUUUAUGGGCAGUAUUUAUAUUGCAAUGAUUUUUCUAUCAUCUUUUUACCAUUAAAGGUAGUAGUAGACUUA